UAGUAACGGCCCUGUGGAUUAACACGAAAAGAUUAAAAAGGGGAUUAACAAAAAUCAUGACAAUUCUGUAGGCAAAAUGGAAGAUUUUGACCGAGGUGACAUUUUGUCGUUUAGGUAUUUUGUAAUUUAUUUGGAAGUGGAUGGACAAUUGGCCACAAAAUUUUUUCGUCACAUACGCUAAAAUUUAAACAAUUCUAAUAUGUAGGCAAAAUGAAAAAUUUUACCUGAUGUGACAUUUUGACGUUUAGUUAUUUUGUAAUUUAAUUUUUGUUGGAUGGACAAUUGGCCACAAAAUUUUUUGUCACGUCACCAAAAUUUAAGACAAUUCUAAUCUGUAGACAAAAUGGAAGAUUUUGCCCGCUGUGACAUUUUGUCGUUUAGAUAUUUUGUAAUUUAAUUUGUGUUGGAUGGACAAUUGGCCACAAAUUUUUUUUGUCACAACGCUUAAAUUUUGAGGGUUGUUUAGUUUUUUUUAUUUUUUUUAAGUUUUUCUUUUCAAAGUUGAAGUAGAAUGGCAUCAAGUAUAAGUUCAACAUCUCCAAAAUUUAUUAUUAAUGAAAAUUACAAAAAUAAUGAAUUCAAAAAUAAAAUAAUUUCAAUUCUUGAAGGAAAUCAUGAAGAUUCUCAUCCAUUCCCGCAUUUUCAUCUCACAGAUUUUCUCACAAAUUUAUCAUUGGUUAAAGAUCUCAAAAACGAAUUGAAUUCUGUUGCUUGGAUACCAAAAAGUAAUGAUCUAUUAUCUUUAAAUCAGACUGUUGACAUUGCCAAUUUACUUGAAGAACACUACCCGAUUUUAUAUAAUUUUCGUCAAUUUUUGAUUAAUGAUGUAAGGAGAUGGCUUAUGUUAAUGACUGGUGUUCAAUUAGGCGAAAAGCUGGCAUUGACCGGAUCACGUUAUUCAAGUGGGGAUUGUUUGUUGACACAUGAUGAUAAACUUGAGGGCCGCGCUUUUGCCUUUGUUCUGUAUCUAAAUACUGAUUGGGCAGUAGAAGAUGGAGGCGAUCUAUGCCUUUAUAAUUGUGAUCAAACUACAAAAUUUCCUGAAAAGAUAAUCAAAAGAAUCAGACCUAUAGAGAAUAGUUUCAGCCUUUUCCGUGUCCAAAACAAUUCUUGGCAUUCUGUUUCUGAAGUUUUAAGUGAAGGAAAAGAACGUUUAUCACUCAAUGGAUGGUUUCAUUACCCUGAAGACGUGGAAGUUUUGUUUGUUGGGGAUUCCCCUGUUCUAGAAGAGCCUAUCCCACGUACAAAACCUUCUAUGGAUACAACGGUUAUUUUUUUAAAUAAAAUUUAA
This is a messenger RNA of Meloidogyne enterolobii, 1291 nucleotides long. NCBI's taxonomy places the organism in Eukaryota, Metazoa, Nematoda, Chromadorea, Rhabditida, Meloidogynidae. The record is from the annotation of a GenBank genome assembly.